AUAAGCCCUUCCCUCGUGCGCAGGGAUGCAGCACAGCUACUACAAAGGGGUUUCAAGAUUAGUUUACAUAUCUGUUUUCUGCCUCUCCUUGUUAGUUGUGAAUAUACUCAUGGUAAAAACUUAUGAGCAGUACAAAGAAAAUGAUUUGUUAAAGAGUAACCAGUUCCCUCUUAAUUCAAUGCAUCACUUUUCCAGGCAAGAAAUCUUAGAGAAACUAUUAUCAAACAUUUUUGUGAAAGAGAAGAACGACUCUGCGAUUGUAAAUGCUAUCCAGAUACUGCUUACUUUACUUGAAACAAGAAGACCGGCCUCAGGAAGCACUGAUAGUGAAGAGAGCACAGAUUCAGAAGAGGAGGAUUCAGUUAAGCAGGGAUUUGAAUCGAGUACAGUCAACCAAGAAGACAAAAUGGAAGUAGAUGCAAAUGAAGCAAGCAGCUGGCCAGCAAGUUUUGAUAUACCAAUGGAAACUGCACACGUUGCUAACCUGGAUUCUGUUGGAUCUGAUGUAUGGAGAUCAGAGGAACCCCUUUCUACAAAAGAAACAGGAUGGGCUUCUUUUACAGAGUUCUCUUCCUCUGUCAGUGCAAAGGAAUCAGGAAGGAGCAACUCCCCUGUUGAAAUGGAAACUAGCACAGGACCUUCAGAUCCACUGAGUGUGAACGCAUCAGCACAAACUGAAAUUACUGUUGCAAUGGAUGCAAGCUCUGAUGGAGAGGAGGAAGUGGAAAACUCUGAUCAAAUGACAGAAACUGUGAUGAAUGGCAGCAUGAAGGAAACGCUUAGCCUUACAGUGGAUGCAAAAACAGAGACUGCAGUUUUUAAAAGUGAGGAAGGAAAACUGUCUACCUCCCAUGAUUCAGCUUGUAAAUAUGUUGUUGUGGAGAACUGUGAUGCUUCUAUGGAAAAUACUUCUGUCCCUCAGCCGAGUUGUAGCAGUCUAGAACAGAGGAUUCCUGAACAAGUCAUAUUAGACAGCACUUCUGCAAAUGGCCCUGUAUGAUGUGUGGUAUCUUCUUUUAACUAAAGAUUCUGAAGACUGAUAUUUUUUGGGUUUUAAAUAGGCUUCUUGCGGAUUCCAGCAAACCCCGUCAAUGCCAGUCACUGCUGCACUAACUUUGCAAGGGAUCAGGACCAGCAACCUUUUUUUUUUUUUUUUUCUUUUUUUUUUUUUUUUUCAGAUUUUAGGGUGUUGUACAGACUUUAAAGUGUAAAAAUAUUUGCACAUUGACAAAAAUGACUUUUUUUGUGUGUUUAUAUUGUAUUGUUUUAAAAAAAGAAAAAAGAAAAAGAAAACGCCCUGUGAAAUAAGAACUCACCACUAAAGUAAUAGUGAUAUUAUGGUAAAAUGGUUGUAUAAUAGUUUUUAUAAAAAGUGUAUACAAAAAUCUAACACAUUUGUAAACAUAACUAUUUGGCAGUUAGUGUGACCAAAGUAUUUACAGGUUUCCCCCCCCAUAUCUUGUACAAUUUUUUCCUUUGAGAUACACCUGUUUUACAAAUGUCCAUAUAAAGGGUUUUAUUUUUUAUUUUUAUUUUAGAAAUAAGAAUUCAGACUGAUAUUUAAUUCCAUUAUCAUUUUGCAGCAUUUUUAUUAUCUGGUAAAUGUUUUGCUGUAUUUUUCCCUCCAGAUCAAAUAUGUCUAUUGGUAAAGAUUUAUAUAUUUAUUGGUAAACUUUUAUGGCAAGCUGAUAAUGAUUUAAAGCCAUAUAUUGUCUUGUUUCUGCUUAAAUAAUUGGUGAACUACAUUGACAUCUGUUUAAUGCCAAUUUCAUGGUCUUUUUUUUUUUAUGCAAACACUAGUUUUAAAACCCUUCAAAAAUGCUGAUGCAGUUACUGUAAACGGGAUUUGCAUUUUUCUGUUUAUAUGAUAAACAAAAGUAAAUUCAACUUUGCAAUUGUAAAACACACAGCUGUUUCUGUACCAAUAUGACUUAUUUUUCAGAUACAAAUUUUAAACCAGUUUUAUUUUAUUUUUUGUCUAACUGGUUUUGUACAUAGCUAGUGAUUGUUGACAUUUAAUUCUAUGUAAUUUAUAAGGUUUCUAUAUUUCUUUAAAAAAAGAGAAAAUGUUAAAGCCUUUUUAGGCAGGAAAGGCAAUGCUAUAAUUCCAAUAUGGAACAAAUUUAUGUUCACUUCUUGCACACACCUUUUUUUUUUUUUUUUUUUUUAUUAUUCUAAAUAAUGUACACCAAUUUGAAUUUAUGAAUGAUUUGGAUUGUGAGAACUUUCCUGACCAGUAUUUAAGGAUGAAAAAGAAACUCAACAGUGGCCAACUCUUUUAGAAGUAGUCUCCCAAGCAACGUGCCUAAGCAUUACAUUGCAUACUAAAAUAAAACAAAAAAACUG
Messenger RNA from Bombina bombina (fire-bellied toad), 2346 nucleotides. RefSeq names its product protein phosphatase 6 regulatory subunit 3 (gene PPP6R3). Lineage: Eukaryota; Metazoa; Chordata; Amphibia; Anura; Bombinatoridae. The record is from RefSeq and is a predicted model, not a curated record. Gene Ontology annotation, molecular function: protein phosphatase regulator activity; protein phosphatase binding. Gene Ontology annotation, cellular component: cytosol; nucleus.